Lactuca saligna is the source of this 456-nucleotide messenger RNA. Lineage: Eukaryota; Viridiplantae; Streptophyta; Magnoliopsida; Asterales; Asteraceae. The record is from the annotation of a GenBank genome assembly.
AUGCAACAUAUUUGGUCUUUCCCAACCUCCAUUCUCACCAUCACCUACCCAAACCACUGGUCAACAUCAUCACCCACCGGAUUCGCUAGUAGGAUGGUCACCAACGCCUUAGCCUUACCUUUUUCGACUUGUUCCACCCUGUCUCCUUCUUGGCCUUUGUCGAUCGAGCACCAUGUUCAUAGAAAAGUCAUCGUAGGGCUAGGACAUGCACUUCACGCCAUUAUCGCAAUCGGGUAUGGAGGGAUGCUCACGUGUGUUGAGCUGAGUCGACGGACAUUUCAGCACGUGAACACCGCCCCAUGGGCUCGUAGUCGUGGUGUGGAGUGGACAGCUCUAUGGGUUAUCACGACUAACUGGAUUUGUUUCUUCCAAAUGGUCAUAAAAAUGGUCGUUGUUCUUGAUGGAAGCUGUCAGAAAUCUUCUAUGUGCUUGCCAGAAAAAGAAAUUGCAGUGUGA